AGAUCAACGAGCGCGGCCUUCAAGUUAUGGGUGAUCGGCCUGCAGGUUGGGCUUACGAGACAAUGUUACGGUGUUUAAUCUAUGCAUUUUAAUAUGUAGUUGCUCAUUGUUUUCCAAGGUUUCUGUUUUAUUGUUAAGUUAUGUAACUUCAACUUGCACAAGACAAAUCUUUUGCUGUGAUCUUCUAUCUAUGUAGGUCAACAGUUGCCAGUGCCCGUCCGGAUACCUCUGUCCAGUAUUCGUGCACAGACAAGGCCUCUCGGAAAUAUUGUCCCUGCCAACGUCCCUCGACCACCCAUGGUUAACCAGGUGUACUUGCUUCCUAAAUCUGGGAUAACUAAUAAUGUCCUUCCAAGUGCUCCGAGUGUGAUGCAAGUUAGGAGUUUGGCGGUUGGACAAACUGUACUCCAACCAAACGGUGUACUUGCUACCACUCCUGUUAUGCCAAGAGUUGUCACAUCUCAGUCGGGUUCCUCAACUAAAUUGGUGGGAUUUUUUAACCAAUUGUUAGAACUAUCAAAGAAUGUCUCAGCUAGCACUCAUAGCUCAGUAGCAACGCUAAUUCAAGCAUUAGUGGUGAGUUUUUAACUAAAUAAAUUCUAAAAUCACUUUACCUUAACAUCAUAUUUUGUAUAUUUUACAAUUCAGUGAUCGUGAACAGGUUUCGUUUCUAAACUGUGUAGCAUGUAAAUUGUAUGAGGGUUAACAAUGUUCUCCGAAUCCCUAAACUACGGUAGCUGGAGUAAGAUUUAAACCUGUAAUCUGCAUAUCUGUCGUUGCAUUCCGUUCCGAGGUUUUACACACUUCGGCGAGAGAUUUUUUGUCUUAGAAUCACACGUACUCAUUAGCUAUGCUAGACAUAUUCAAAUUGAAAUAGCUUUUAUAACCCCAAAAUAUUUAUGAUAUCCUUUCUUUAGAUAUUAACAUAGUGAUCUAUUAUUUAACGUUCAAAUAUCCGUCACAUUACACUGUUUUGACAAGCGAAAUGUAACUCAUCGACUUCAGAUACUCAAUUUUGAACUACAUUGGAUAGUAGGGCUAUUUCAACUAUCCGGUUACCUUAAUCAAAAUAGGUAAACCUACAAUUUAGUAACCGGAAGUUAAAUUUUUUUAAACAGUAGAUCACUACUACCUUCAAUCAUUUAAGCAGUGAUAUUAUAUUUUGAUAAAUAUUCAUUUAUGAUUCCGCAUUCAGUUCCGUGAACGAACAUCUCCGCUGUUUUAUCAAUCGAUCUUUUCAUUAUUACUUUUGACUUCAUGUGUCACAAGUUUUUACCAUUCACUUUGUUUAUAUAGAAUGGAGAACUUGAUGCCAGUUCGUUCAGUGCACAACUACGUAGCAAUCUUAAAAGUGCCAAUCCUGGUAUGGACCUCGCCCCAUUCAUAAAGGACAACAUAGAUUUACUUAGGAGAGAUCUAGCUAAUGGUGUCUGUCGUCUCCCAAACAUACAACCUCCCCCAAAAGAUCUGUUCACAGGUGUACCCACUGCAGUCCCUGUUUCGAUCGUAACAACAUUACCUACCCUAGGUCUUCAGCCCCGUCCUAAUGCUGCGGUUUCUACAACGCUAGUUUCUUCAACAGUACCCGCUGGCCCUCGCAUUACUCUGCCGACGAAUACAACUCCUCGCAUAGUAGGCACACUCAUGUCAUCAGUUUCGUCACCAGUUAUUCCAACUAGUCCUGUUACUGUUCCAACACCCCGAACACAACCCCCACUAUUGGCUCCUGCUCCUCCCCGGACAUGUAUUACGUCUGUCGUAAACUUUGAUGCAGCUUCAAGUUUUAACACCGGUACGAAAUAUCGUUUGGCUCAAUCUUUUAGUGGUGUUUCAUCUUCAACGUCUGUCGUAUCUAAUGCAACCGCCGCAACAGUGGUUUCGACACGUUUCACAUCGACUAUUAACGGUACGCGUCCGAACUACCAAAACCUGCGACCAAUUAUUGCUUCGUCCACUUCCACAGCAUUGGGUAUCAACUUAGCGUCGAUAAAAUCAGUUGCUGGUGUUUCUGCAUCCGUACCCCCUGUAAUUCGUGCUAAAUCUGGAUAUGCUAACACUUAUUCUCCUGGAAUUCUACCCGCUGUUCACAACAAAGUAGGCUCCAAUGUCCUAUCCUUGAAUGGAUCUACGGUAUUAAUAGAAGGUGUGGACCGAAAACAGAAUGACCUCUCGUUUUUGAGCGACGAUAUUCGUCACCCCGCUAUGUCACCUACGCGUGACAAUCCAUUUUUCCCAUCAGAAAAAGUUAAGGAAAUAUUAGAAACUCAUGGCAUAAAAACACUAACAGAAGAAUCUAUCGCGUGUCUCGCUCACGGUUUGCAAAUAUUCAUCAAAAAUAUUUUAUCAAAGUUGAGGAUUGUAGUAUCACAUCGUCUCGAUCGUUUAGGAGAGGAUUCUCGUUUGGUUCAAACAGAUCACACGCGUGAACAGUUGAGGUUUCUUCAGAAGUUGGAUGAGCAUGACCGAAUGAGGCAAUCAGAGUUAGAAAAGGAUCUAAUUUUGAAGGCUGCAAAAUCGCGUUCUCGAAAUGAAGAUCCUCAUCAAAUGCAGAUGAGGGAAAUGGCUCGACGGAUAGCGUCUGAAGAUUAUGAACGUGAAAAGCAACAUCAAGCCAAUCUUACAGCUCUUCACGCUAUCGGCCCACAACGCAAGCGUCGUCUAGAUACUUUAGAUGAAAUGGGCAACUCCAUUUCAACAGAUAUUUUGGGAGCCUCUCUUCCAACAAGAGAUGGUGUGACAAAUUUGGUGAGUGCCCUACCUGCUGCUACUGCUAAUCGCCUUUCUAUUGUCAGUGCCAGUCGACUAGGUUUGGUAACAUCAGGACCAAAUCUAACGCAACUCAAUUUAGAAGCUUUGCCGGCAAAUUCAAACUCAUUGGUCUCCGGUGUCGGUGGGACUGGUGAUAACAUGCCAAAUACAUCUGGAUUUUCAUUAGCACUCAGUCUCAGGGCACAUCGAGCAACUCUCAGAGAUAUGCAGGUCAUACUUUCUCGUACACCGAGGCUUCGUCGUACUCGUACUUACUAUAGGACGUAUUGGCGCUCUCAGCCUUAAGAGUCUUUUCUUUGUUUCUUAUUUUUAUUUUUGCAUAGACUUGAUUUCUGAUUGUAAUAUGAUUUAAUUACUAGUUGGCUAAUUUUCCUAAAACGUUCCAAACCUAACUUGUAUAAUAAAAUCUUUGUACAUUAUGACUUUUCGCAGUAGCCUACUUCGCUAGGCAUCUGGGGUUCUAUGUAUAUAUAUUUACACACACACCGUAAUAUUGUAUGAAAUGUGAUGUUAGUUCCAGAUUCUUUUUCUCUACUAAAUGUGAGAUUUCUUGUAUUUUUUCAUAACGCAUGUACAUUUACCAAUUCCAUGUAUACUUCGUUCGCUGUACAUAAUUUUCGACUAUCCUUUUCAGAAAAUAAUAAACCUGUUAUUUCUUUAGU
Messenger RNA from Schistosoma intercalatum, 3431 nucleotides. Lineage: Eukaryota; Metazoa; Platyhelminthes; Trematoda; Strigeidida; Schistosomatidae. The record is from the annotation of a GenBank genome assembly.